Messenger RNA from Pelagomonas calceolata, 870 nucleotides. The record is from the annotation of a GenBank genome assembly. Lineage: Eukaryota; Pelagophyceae; Pelagomonadales; Pelagomonadaceae.
AUCGGCGCACGCGCAGCGCUUGCUCGUGUAGGGCUCAUACGUCGAGCUUUGAACUACGCAUUGAUCGUUUCGAGCCCCCGCGCGCGCACCUGGACCGCAGAAGGAGCCGCCAGCUGCACCCUAUAUAUACACCGCUGCCUGUAAGCCAUGCUGCAGGCGAUCGCCCAGAGCAUCGAUGGCACCGCGUUGAGUUGGGCCGCGGGCUGCUGCCUCGUCGCCGGCGCCGCCUACGCGGCGCUCCGGAAGCAUUGGGCGUUCAGGACGCGCUUCGAGGCGAGCGUGCGCGCCGUCGAGGCGGCGCAGGGCGCCUACGUCGGCCUCAGCGCCGCGCAUCACCUUCUGAUGAAAGGCGGCCCGCUGCCCGUGGUUUUAGUCCAGCGCAUGGCGGGGUAUCUGUGGUUCGACACUUUAUAUGAAUGCGUGCUGCCCCUCGUGAAAGGGACUUCCAUCUCAAUCCCGUUCCUCGCGCACCAUCUUGUCGGAUUGGCGGCGCACGGCCUGGCCAAGACGCACGGGCCCCUGCGGGCGGUGACGGCGCACGUCUACCUCGCGGAGCUCUCGACGCCGUCUCUCCACAUUUCCUGGUUCCUCAAGCAGCUCGGCCGGAGCCGUACAACUUUAUAUUUCGUCAACGGGCUCGUCGGCGCCGUCGCCUAUUUAGUUUUCCGCGUCGCGUGGCCGCCGCUGUUUGUGUACUGGAACCGCGAUGCAAAGCCGUGGGACGCGGCGCGGGCGGGCGUCCACACGGCCUUUCUGAUGUGCUCGGCGGUCUUCUGGGCGCUGAAUCUGUUCUGGUUCCGGAAGCUCGUCGCGAUGGCGCGCGGGGCGCGGCGGAAGGCGACGUAGGAGCCCUGUGUAAGUAUCGUCCCU